CUUCCAAAUAAAUGCUUGGGGCGGAGCUGUCGAUCUGCAACCGGCCUCCUCGGUAGCAUCGCCGCUGUCCGUACACCAUCUUCGUUACUCCCUCUUUAGCAUCUGGUCGCAUCCGCUUCGAUCUGCUCCUCCGAGCGACCUCCAUUGUGUUCCUUGUGUCGUUUUCUUUCUCUUCUUAGUUUUACCUGGUUUGUCGAGUAUCGAGUACUCUUUGCAAUGGACGCCGUCCUUCUCUGCAAAUCCGUCUUCGCGAGUUCCGAUCUUCUUGGGAGAGGAGGAAUAAUGACUGGCAUCUCUUUUUGUAAUUCUCUGCAAAGUAAUCGUGUUAGCUUUCUUAGGCAUAUCUACAAUGGUAGAAAACUUAAGAAAGCUGGAGGAGCACUUAGUGCUGUAUGCCGGAAUGAAAAGAUUCUUGUUGCAAAUAGAGGUGAAAUUGCAGUUCGCGUUAUUCGAACAGCUCAUGAGAUGGGAAUACCAUGUGUUGCUGUCCACUCUACCAUUGAUCAGGACGCCCUUCAUGUGCGUCUUGCAGAUGAAGCUGUCUGCAUUGGAGAGGCACCAAGCAGUCAAUCGUAUCUGUACAUUCCAAAUGUUUUAUCUGCUGCUGUGAGCCGUGACUGUACUAUGUUGCAUCCUGGAUAUGGUUUCCUUGCUGAAAACGCUACCUUCGUUGAUAUAUGUCGAGAGCAUGGGCUCAAUUUCAUUGGACCAAAUCCAGACAGCAUCCGUGUGAUGGGUGAUAAGUCAACUGCCAGAGAAACAAUGAAAAAAGCUGGGGUUCCUACUGUCCCUGGAAGCGAUGGCUUGAUACAGUCAACAGAGGAAGCUCUUAAGAUAGCUCAUGAGAUUGGUUUCCCAGUUAUGAUUAAGGCAACCGCUGGUGGGGGUGGACGUGGAAUGCGUUUGGCUAAUGAACCUGAAGAGUUUGUUAAGCUGUUACAGCAAGCAAAAAGUGAGGCAGCUGCUGCAUUUGGUAAUGAUGGAGUUUACUUGGAGAAGUACAUAAAAAAUCCAAGACACAUUGAGUUCCAGGUUCUGGCAGACAAAUAUGGCAAUGUUGUUCAUUUUGGAGAGCGUGAUUGUAGUAUUCAGAGGCGGAACCAAAAGCUUCUAGAAGAAGCUCCCUCUCCUGCGCUGACCCCAGAAUUAAGGAAGGCAAUGGGUGAUGCUGCCGUUGCGGCAGCUGCAUCUAUAGGUUAUAUUGGUGUAGGGACAAUUGAAUUUCUCCUGGAUGAGAGGGGUUCAUUUUAUUUCAUGGAAAUGAACACUCGGAUUCAGGUUGAACAUCCAGUUACAGAAAUGAUCUCCUCCACCGAUCUAAUUGAGGAACAGAUUCGUGUUGCUCUUGGGGAAAAGCUUCAAUAUAAGCAGGAAGAUAUUGUACUCAGGGGACAUUCCAUAGAAUGCCGCAUCAAUGCAGAGGAUGCUUUCAAAGGAUUUCGUCCUGGGCCUGGAAGGAUAACAUCAUACCUACCAUCUGGAGGGCCAUUCGUGAGAAUGGACAGUCAUAUUUAUCCUGAUUAUGUGGUUCCUCCCAGUUAUGAUUCUCUUCUAGGAAAGCUCAUUGUCUGGGCGCCAACAAGAGAGAAGGCGAUAGCAAGGAUGAAAAGGGCCCUUGAAGACACAGUGAUAACAGGGGUUCCAACAACUAUUGAUUACCAUAAGCUCAUUCUUGACAUAGAGGACUUUAAAGCAGGCAACGUUGACACUGCUUUCAUACCAAAACAUGAGAAGGAACUAGCUGCUCCCCAGAAGUUGGUUUUAGCUACAAAAGAGAUGGUCGACUGUAAAGCUUAGUUGAGAAUGAUCCGAGGCUGAUGGAGUUUGCCAACAUGUUCAUUUGAGAGAACUAAAUAAUUUUUGGCAAUUUGAAAUGGUUUCUUAAGUUAAUUUUGAUUUAUAUAUUUCUUUUUUUCCUGUGAAACCUUCAUUCGUUAUUAUUUUCGUUUACUUGAAAAUGCAUAAGCCUCCAGGAUUGAAGACA
Molecule: messenger RNA, 1984 nt
Organism: Nymphaea colorata (pocket water lily)
Lineage: Eukaryota; Viridiplantae; Streptophyta; Magnoliopsida; Nymphaeales; Nymphaeaceae
Product: biotin carboxylase 1, chloroplastic
Exons: 17
Coding region: 217-1797 (526 amino acids)
Molecular function (GO): metal ion binding; ATP binding; ligase activity
Source: RefSeq, a predicted model, not a curated record